Messenger RNA from Cylindrotheca closterium, 978 nucleotides. The record is from the annotation of a GenBank genome assembly. Lineage: Eukaryota; Bacillariophyta; Bacillariophyceae; Bacillariales; Bacillariaceae.
AUGACCAACGCGCAAGCCGAAGCAAUCAAAGCAGAAGGAAACGCAUUCUUCAAAGGCGGAAAGUACAAGGAAGCUAUCGGCAAGUACAAGGAGGCUGUGGCAAUUGAUGCCACAGUCCCAUCCUACUGGUCGAAUAUGGCCGCUUGUCACGAGAAGCUGCGAGAAUUCGAGGAGAUGGCUGAAGCUGGACGUAGUUGCAUCCUAGCAGACAAAAAUUUUGUGAAGGGAUACUACAGAUUGGCAACUGCUCAAAAGGCCAUUAAUGAUCUUCCAAACUGUAUCAAGACCUUGGAAAGUGGUCUAGCAAUUCAAUCUAGCAAUCCAGAUUUGAAGCGCAUGAAAAAGGAGGUGACAGAGCUACAGCGUGGAGAACAAGUGGCUGCCUACUGCUCUAAAGCACAGGAACUUCUGCAAAACGGGGACAUCCCGAACGCAAUGAAGACCCUUGAACUUGCAAGCCGUCUUGAUGCCGGAAAUCCCGAUAUUGAAGCCAUGAUGAAGAAAGUCAAGCCCAAAUGGGAAACCAUGGAAAAAAAGCGAAAGGCUGGACUCAGUUCUGUGGAACAACACAAGGAAAAGGGAGACGAAUGCUACCAAAACGCUCAGUUUGAAGAGGCAGUAGGUCACUACAAAAAGUGCAUUGAUCAAUUGGUCAAGGACGGACAAGGCGCUUCUGACUUAGCGGUGAAGGCGUAUUCCAAUCGUGCAGCUUGUUACAAGCAAAUUAGUAACUUUGAUGGUACAAUCUCUGAUUGUACAGCAGUUUUAGAAGCUCAGCCUGACAACGUGAAGGCCUUGAUUCGUCGUGCCCAGGCUUUCGAAGGUGUUGAGCGUUAUCGAUUUGCACUUCAGGAUGUCAAGGCUGUUUUGUCCAUGCCAUAUAACAAGGUUGGAAAGACUAACUUUGAUUUAUGCAACGGUAUGCAACACAGACUUCAACGAACCGUAACUCAGUUGAAGAAGAUGAAUAGCUCGUAA